AUUUCGAGUGUGGGCUUUUGGAGGUUCCAACAAAGCUUUUGUAAUGAAAUGAUUGGAGCUCGAGUCUUUUGUAUCCCGACAGCAACACUUGAAAGAUCAUCAUCAUCAUCAAUCUUCUUCUUCUUCCCCAAGAUCUCGACCCGACCCGUUUCCAGAUUAUCAACCACCGUCGCCAUGAGCACCACCAGCAAAAGCCAAGAGGAGCUCGAUUCCAUUUUCAAGCAGAAACGUGUCGUGCGUUCCACCGUCCGCAAAUCAUUAAAAGCCAUGAACCCUUCUCUCCGCACCCAACAAGAUGAUGCAAUUCAGAACACUGUUCUCGAAGCUCCUUGGUUCAAAUCAUGUCGGAGACUGUGUGCUUACAUUAGCUGCAAGUCUCUCAACGAAGUCGACACUUCAAGAAUCCUGUCCAAGAUUCUCCAACAUCCUGAUUCAAAUACAAUGGGAGCGAAAAAGCUAUAUGUCCCAUGGGUAGAGGAUAAGAAGAGUAACAUGCGUAUGCUGCACAUAUCUCAUAUGGAUGACCUCAUUGCAAACUCUAUGAACAUUUUGGAACCAGCUCUCGUUGAUGCUCUAGGGAAUGAGCGUGAAGAUGGUAGCCUCCUUCUUUUUUUUUUCCUAUGCUUCCACCACAUUAUAAGUAUUAUCACACGGGAUAGAGAUGUCACUUUGUGUUUUCUUCUAUGGACAGUGUUGCAAGCAGAUGAACCAAUCGAUCUAUUCAUCUUGCCAGGUCUUGCGUUUGACAGAUGUGGGCGACGUUUAGGUCGUGGGGGUGGCUACUACGACACUUUCUUGAAGAGAUAUGAGGACCGUGCAAAGGAUAAGGGCUGGAGCAAUCCACUUAUGAUUGCAUUGUCAUAUUCGCCUCAGAUUCUUGAGGAUGGAGGUAUUCCUGUAACGCCGAAUGAUGUUAUGAUCGAUGCCCUUGUGACACCUUCUGGUGUUGUUCCCAUUACUCCUCGUGCUAUCGAGAGAAUGUGAGCUCAGGAGCUUGUGUUUGGAGAUGAAGCUCAGAUCACUUGGUUCGUUGGUGCUUGAACACUCCAUUUUUUUUUAUUUUGCUAUAAUUCAGCUCACUAAGAGAAACGAGAAGCUAUAGACCUUUUGUCAUUUCGAUCGGGUCUCUUUGUCUGGGCUCUGUUAAUGUAUAUUUAUAUGUACACGAAUCUUUAUUCAAGUAAAAAAAAAAAAAAAUUAGUGAAAA
This is a messenger RNA of Brassica napus (rape), 1207 nucleotides long. Its product is annotated as 5-formyltetrahydrofolate cyclo-ligase, mitochondrial-like. Gene Ontology annotation, cellular component: mitochondrion. NCBI's taxonomy places the organism in Eukaryota, Viridiplantae, Streptophyta, Magnoliopsida, Brassicales, Brassicaceae. Gene Ontology annotation, molecular function: 5-formyltetrahydrofolate cyclo-ligase activity. Bases 49 to 984 code for a protein of 311 amino acids. The record is from RefSeq and is a predicted model, not a curated record. The transcript has 6 exons. Gene Ontology annotation, biological process: tetrahydrofolate interconversion; folic acid-containing compound biosynthetic process.